CUCUGCUGGGAGGGGUCGAGACGGCUGUCGCUCCCCCUGGCCUGAAAAGUACGGUAGUUCAACUAAAAGCAACACACACGUUGAUUUACUAGCCACGUUUCUCAAACUGUGGUGCUAGGAGGUGAUGCUGGGGGUGGCAGGAAUGACGGGCAGCAUUGCUAAUGCCCUGGCCAAUGCGGCCUGUGAGCGAUGUAAGAGUGGCUUUGCUCCGACUGAGAAGAUUGUCAAUAGUAAUGGCGAGCUGUACCAUGAGCAGUGCUUUGUGUGUGCCCAGUGUUUCCAGCAGUUUCCAGAGGGACUCUUCUAUGAGUUUGAAGGCAGGAAAUACUGUGAACAUGACUUUCAGAUGCUCUUUGCACCGUGCUGUCAUCAGUGUGGGGAGUUCAUCAUUGGUCGUGUCAUUAAGGCCAUGAACAAUAGUUGGCACCCUGACUGCUUCUGCUGUGACAUUUGCCAGGCUGUGCUUGCAGACGUGGGGUUUGUCAAAAAUGCUGGCAGGCACCUGUGUCGCCCGUGCCAUAACCGCGAGAAGGCUCGUGGACUGGGCAAGUACAUCUGCCAGAAGUGUCAUGCCAUCAUUGAAGAGCAGCCACUGAUCUUUAAGAAUGACCCCUAUCACCCAGACCACUUCAACUGCAACAAUUGCGGGAAGGAACUGACGGCUGAAGCCAGGGAACUGAAGGGAGAGCUUUUCUGUUUGCCCUGCCACGACAAGAUGGGUGUGCCCAUCUGUGGUGCUUGUAGGAGACCCAUCGAGGGCCGUGUUGUCAAUGCGAUGGGCAAGCAAUGGCAUGUAGAGCAUUUUGUGUGCGCCAAGUGUGAGAAGCCUUUCCUUGGUCAUCGGCAUUAUGAGAGGAAGGGGUUGGCUUACUGUGAGACACAUUAUAACCAGCUCUUUGGUGAUGUGUGCUAUCACUGCAACCGUGUGAUUGAGGGCGAUGUGGUGUCUGCUCUCAACAAGGCCUGGUGUGUCACUUGUUUCUCGUGCUCCACCUGCAACACAAAACUCACUCUCAAGAACAAGUUUGUUGAGUUUGACAUGAAGCCUGUUUGUAAAAAAUGUUAUGAGAAGUUUCCUUUGGAGCUGAAGAAAAGGCUCAAGAAGCUGGCCGAGUCUUUAGGACGCAAGUAAGCUGCUGCAGGCCAAACAGCCUGAGUGUAUACCUGCUAUGUCUGUGAUGGUAAAACCUCUGGGAGAACUGCUGCAUUAUACCAGUGGAUCAUUAUAAGUAAUUUAAAUCUGGAAUACAUGUAAACGCAUGUUACUGUGGUCGUGUGACGAAGGUGCCUGCUAGCCAGAUUUUUUUCUUGCUGUUUUUUUAUAUGCAAGUGUGUGUUGUUUUUUUUACACAUUCCUAAAUUGUCCAAAUUAGUUUUCUCCUAACUAAUAUGUCUAAUUUUUCUUUUUUUGAUUUAACGCAAGCAUCUAGAAUUACUAAGUGCUAUGUCUUGAAUUUGAACUUGUGCCUUGACUGUACGAAAAACGUUUCUUAAAGUGCAAAUAGUGGUUAAACUGUAACUGUUUAAUACAGUUAUGCCUUAUAUCUAUAUGAAAUGUAUUGUCCUUAAUUAGACAAUUUUACCUUUCAUUUUUGAGCCUCCAAAUGACUAAUAAUGUAGCAAUCACUGUGUUCUUCAGGAUACUGUCAUGACGUCUCUUCUUGCUAAUAUGAAAAAAUAAACACUGUGUCAAGAAAAAAAACUCAUAAUGAAUUUACACUGGGAGAAAGGGUCAUCCAAAAGCCAUAAAGUGUUACAGAAUCAAAUAGAUUUAAUGCUUAUACAUCAACUAUGUUGAGUUGCCAUGUAAUGUUUAGAGCUUUACUUUCUGAAUUGCAGAAUUUCUUAUAAAUAUUUCAUCAGAAGAAAUACAUGAGUUUAACUAACCCGAGAAGCCUCUUAAUCCCCACAUUUCUGUGUGAAAACUUGGCAUUAGAGGGUGCUAUUGUGUAAUAUCACUAAAUUAUAGCCUACCUCUAAAGUAAGGUUGUGUAAGUUCUUCAAUAUGAACUGUAUGUGUUCAGUAUGUAUGGUAGUGCACUGUUAGUGCUUGUACUGUAAAUGCCCGAGGUUUAUGUGAUAUUUUUAGCCAAACUAACACUUGCAACUUUCUGCGGGAGACUGUUCAAAGGAAUCGAGAUGAACUGAACCUUCAGCUGAUAAUUAAACGUAAGAACACUUUGAUGUUUGAAUAUUAUUAAUGAGCCAGCAUAUUGCUUGGGCUGUUUUUAAAAAUGGCAACAUGAGAAACGCUAAACAACAAAAAAUCACAUUUGCUUGAAUCAGCAUUAUUUAUGUUUUCAAGUUACACAUUUACAUUUUUGCAACAUCAUUUGUGAGAGUUUACAUCUUAAGGAUUUGCUUGAAAUGGAGACACAUACACAGUAUCUUAUUUUCUGUUUUAACAAUCAGUGAAGUAUUCGUUAAACACGUCAUAAUGAAUUUCAAUCUAUCAAAUGCCAAAUAUACAUUGUCAGUCUGUG
Messenger RNA from Scomber scombrus (Atlantic mackerel), 2483 nucleotides. Its product is annotated as LIM and senescent cell antigen-like-containing domain protein 1. Gene Ontology annotation, cellular component: focal adhesion; cytoplasm; cell-cell junction. Gene Ontology annotation, biological process: cell-cell junction organization; positive regulation of substrate adhesion-dependent cell spreading; positive regulation of integrin-mediated signaling pathway. The transcript is spliced from 10 exons. NCBI's taxonomy places the organism in Eukaryota, Metazoa, Chordata, Actinopteri, Scombriformes, Scombridae. The record is from RefSeq and is a predicted model, not a curated record. The coding region runs from base 125 to 1132 and encodes 335 amino acids.